CAGGGCCAGACGUCUGUCAGGUCGGGAGGACAAGGGCAAGCGUGCGAGAGUGAGAAAAGGAAGCAGCAGCAGCUCGGAGAAGAGAAAGUCAGGAAACACCCCUCCUCAGUAUUACAGUUAAAGGAUAACACGCGUUUGUAUUUCGGGGGAACAGAAAGGAACGGCAAAAUGAUGAUGAUGACCCAGGUGGAGACCACGGUGCACUAUGAUAACGGCUACGAGGAGGAAUACAUGAUACAGGAAGAUGAGUGGGACCGGGACAUGCUGUUGGACCCUGCCUGGGAGCAACAGCAGAGGAAAACCUUCACAGCCUGGUGCAACUCCCACCUGAGGAAAGCUGGUACUCAAAUUGAAAACAUUGAGGAAGACUUCAGGAACGGACUAAAGCUCAUGCUGCUUCUGGAAGUUAUCUCAGGAGAGAGGUUACCCAAGCCAGACAGAGGGAAGAUGCGGUUUCAUAAGAUUGCUAACGUCAACAAAGCACUGGACUUCAUCACAAGCAAAGGAGUGAAACUGGUCUCCAUUGGAGCUGAAGAGAUUGUGGACGGUAAUGUAAAGAUGACUCUUGGAAUGAUCUGGACUAUCAUCCUCCGCUUCGCCAUUCAGGACAUUUCUGUGGAAGAAACAUCUGCCAAGGAAGGUCUUCUCCUGUGGUGUCAGAGAAAGACCGCCCCCUACAGGAAUGUCAAUGUCCAAAACUUCCAUGUCAGCUGGAAGGAUGGCCUGGCCUUCUGUGCCCUGAUUCAUAGACACAGACCCGACCUCCUCGACUACUCUAAGCUCAACAAGGAUGAUCCUCUGGGGAACCUGAACCUGGCUUUUGACAUAGCUGAGAAACACCUGGACAUUCCCAAAAUGCUGGACGCUGAAGAUAUCAUCAACACCCCCAAGCCUGAUGAAAGAGCUAUCAUGACCUAUGUGUCCUGCUUUUACCAUGCUUUUGCUGGAGCUGAGCAGGCAGAGACGGCUGCCAACAGGAUCUGUAAGGUGCUCGGUGUAAACCAGGAGAAUGAGAAACUGAUGGAGGAGUAUGAGAGACUGGCCAGUGAGUUGCUGGAGUGGAUCCGCCGCACUACUCCCUGGCUGGAGAACCGGACCCCAGAGAAGACCAUGGCAGAGAUGCAGCGGAAGCUGGAGGAUUUCAGAGACUACAGACGCCAGCACAAGCCCCCUAAGGUGCAGGAGAAGUGCCAGCUGGAAAUUAACUUCAACACCCUGCAGACCAAGUUACGCAUCAGCAAUCGCCCUGCCUAUAUGCCCUCUGAGGGGAAGAUGGUAUCUGACAUAGCCAGUGCGUGGCAGGGCCUGGAGCAGGCAGAGAAAGGGUACGAGGAGUGGCUCCUCACAGAGAUCCGUCGGCUCGAGAGGCUGGACCACCUGGCAGAAAAGUUUCGCCAAAAAGCCACCAAUCAUGAGAACUGGGCCAGCGGUAAGGAACUGAUCCUUUCCCAGAAGGACUAUGAAACAGCCACCCUGACAGAAAUCAGAGCAUUGCUUCGAAAACACGAGGCCUUUGAGAGUGACUUGGCAGCCCACCAGGACAGAGUGGAGCAGAUUGCCGCCAUUGCACAGGAACUAAAUGAGCUGGACUACCAUGAUGUGGCUGCUGUGAACCAGCGUUGCCAGAGCAUCUGUGACUUGUGGGACAAGCUGGGAACCCUGACUCAGAAGAGGAGAGAGGCACUGGAGCGGACUGAGAAGCUGCUGGAGACUAUUGAUCAGCUGUUCCUGGAGUUUGCCAAGAGGUCGGCUCCUUUUAACAACUGGAUGGAAGGAGCCAUGGAGGAUCUGCAGGACAUGUUCAUUGUGCAUACCAUUGAAGAAGUCCAGAGUCUAAUCGCAGCUCAUGAGCAGUUCAAAGCUACUCUACCUGAGGCAGAUGCAGAGAGACAGGCCAUCUUGGGAAUCCACAACGAGGUGCAGAAAAUUUCCCAGAGCUACGGGAUCAAGGCCAACAUUAUCAACCCUUACAGCACCAUUACAACUGAGGAGCUUCUCAACAAGUGGGAAAAGGUGAAGAAGCUGGUCCCUCAGAGGGAUGGUGCCCUCCAGGAGGAGAUGGCACGCCAGCAUGCCCACGAAAGGCUGAGACGGCAGUUUGCUGCCCAGGCUAAUCUCAUUGGUCCCUGGAUACAGGCCAGGAUGGAGGAAAUUGGGCGCUGCUCCAUGGACAUAGGAGGCACCCUGGAGGACCAGAUGACCCAGCUGAAGCAAUGUGAGCACGUCAUUGUCGCUUACAAACCCAACGUCGACAAGUUGGAGGGAGACCACCAGCUAAUCCAAGAGUCCCUGGUGUUUGAUAACAAACACACCAACUACACUAUGGAGCACAUCCGUGUCGGGUGGGAGCUGCUCCUCACAACCAUCGCCCGAACCAUCAAUGAGAUCGAGACCCAGAUCCUGACCCGAGAUGCCAAGGGCAUCAGCCAGCAGCAGAUGAAUGAGUUCAGAUCCUCUUUCACCCACUUUGACCGGAAAAAGAACGGAGCGAUGGACACUGAUGACUUCAGAGCUUGCCUCAUCUCUAUGGGAUACGACUUGGGAGAGGUGGAGUUCGCCCGUAUAAUGAUGCUGGUGGACCCCAAUACUACUGGAGUUGUCUCCUUCCAGUCUUUCAUUGACUUUAUGACCAGAGAGACAGCUGAUACAGACACUGCCGAGCAGGUUGUGGCAUCCUUCCGGAUCCUGGCAGCUGAUAAGCCCUACAUACUAGUGGAGGAGCUAAGGAGAGAGCUUCCUCCAGAACAAGCAGAGUAUUGCAUCAUGAGGAUGCCGCCUUACGCCGGCCAAGGAGCACCACCAGGGGCACUGGACUACACCGCCUUCUCCACCGCGCUCUAUGGAGAGAGCGACCUUUAACCCAACUAGAAAACCUUUAAACUACUGACCGUUUACCUAACCACCCCCUCCAUGCCUCCCCUCUAUCUCUUGAUGAAUUUAAGGAAUCUAUAAAAAAGUUGGAUCAAAUAUGUUGAAUGAAAUGUGUUUGUGACCAUAACGAGUUUUUGCUGAUUAGUUUUCUGACGCAUCCGAUUGUCUACAAGCUUGCCGAGCAUUGUCAUGUGUCUCGGUGCUCUUCUUAUGUCCUCUUGGAUAAAACACGCCCCCUAAACCAAUAGAAACUGCCAUGUUCAAAUUAUAUUUUGAGAAACAAUGCAUUGUACAUUUUACCGUGUGUGUUUUGGUAUUUGCGCAGAAAGUAGAGUUCUGUGAUUAAGGUGAAACUAAAUUUGCACCACCAAAAAUGCAGAUCACUUGGUAAUGCUCAUACAGCAACAGGAUCAUGGCUUUUCAGUAGUUUAUCAUUUGAAGAAAUGAGACAUAAAAAUCCUGUUUCAUCUAGCCCCGUCAUGUAUUGUUUUCAUAUUUCCGCACAGUGCCUUUGUUUUGGGAAUGCAAUCUCCUGAUAAGGCAUUUUGAGAUACUUAAAGUGCAUUACAGUUUGUAAAAGCAAUUUCAAACCUACUGCGAUCCAACAAUAAACACAGUGGGAAAUGGGUUCCCAAAGGGCUAAAAAUACAUAGCACUAACAGAGGAAAAGUGGGAAACCACAUGAAUACAAAAGUAAAUGUUUACAAUUGUUCAGUGCAGAAAACACAGGAGACUAAAUGUGCAGUUUUCAUGAGUAACAUGUUUUAAGAUAAAACAUUUUCUCUGGCAGCAGCAAACAUGUUAACGGUUACAUGUGCCUAGAAAAUACUACAAUAAAUACACAAAAAUAAAUACACAAAUAAGUGUCGUGUGAUUUCCCAAUUUUCCUUAGUUGACACAUUUUAAGGCCUAUUGUUAGUAGAAAUAUACAUCAAUUUAUCCACUUUUGUCCAUAUUAAAAGCUGUUUGGAAACAUGUUACCUUUCACUGUACUCAUGUUGUAUGCUGUUUGAGAAUAAAAAUUAAGAAAUUGUAGUUAAAUACUACUAUAAUAUAAAUGUCAUUCAUACAGCAAAUAGACCUGACUUGAUACUAACUCUAUGCUAAUAACAUUCUGCUACAACAAUCUCUAUGUAAUGCUCUGAAUGAAUUAAAAUGAUAGCAUUCUGUGUUUGUGAUUUCACACUCAUGUAAGCGAGCUGAAGUAUUGUGGAAGUGAUCAAAAUAAUGAAAUUUACCAUUUCACACAAACUGAACCUAAGGCUCUAUAUUAUAUUUAGAUGCAAGCAAUGCCCUUUAAAAGAAAAGUUUAUUUUGUUCUGUAACUGAUGAACAUUGCUUCAGAAACUACUGAGCUCUGUAGGUCCAAGAGGUGUUCUCAUUUUUGGUGAAGAAUUUGUUAUAUUUUGGCAGGAAAAUAAAGAUACUCAGGCUGUACUGACACCUUGAAGAAAAUUACUUUCUCUGUUAUGAACAAAUUCAGUCAAUUGAACUUUGUACCUGAGAGAAAUGGAUUAAUUAAAUAAACUGUUUGUGCUUAAUUCAAACAUUUAUUUCAACUUGAUAAAUCAA
Molecule: messenger RNA, 4443 nt
Organism: Seriola dumerili (greater amberjack)
Lineage: Eukaryota; Metazoa; Chordata; Actinopteri; Carangiformes; Carangidae
Gene: actn2b
Product: alpha-actinin-2
Exons: 21
Coding region: 169-2859 (896 amino acids)
Biological process (GO): muscle cell development; actin cytoskeleton organization
Cellular component (GO): cortical actin cytoskeleton; plasma membrane; cell junction
Molecular function (GO): calcium ion binding; actin filament binding
Source: RefSeq, a predicted model, not a curated record